Molecule: messenger RNA, 2981 nt
Organism: Perca flavescens (yellow perch)
Lineage: Eukaryota; Metazoa; Chordata; Actinopteri; Perciformes; Percidae
Exons: 10
Coding region: 177-1640 (487 amino acids)
Cellular component (GO): cytoplasm
Molecular function (GO): glycosyltransferase activity
Source: RefSeq, a predicted model, not a curated record
GUCGACACGACUCUUUGCUUUUAGCUUCCUUAUCAUGUUCAUUAAAUGCAAUCAAAGAUGAAGCGGCUCUGAGGUCAACAGCGCUCUGGGUGUGUUUGACGUCUCAACUCGAAUUUUUGGGAACUAUUUCUUCCUUUGCCAGCCGAAAUGGAAGAUUACAGACGGUAUAUUUUUACAUGAACACCUGCGUGAGAAAAGUGUCUCCACCUGGAAUCACAGAGACGUAUCUGAGCCCGAAACCAGCAUUGCUGAGGACAUUUGUGAUGGGCCACAAUCAUCUCCAGCUGCUGUACAUCAGUUUGUUCAUCUCCAUCCUCUUUCUCAUCCUGCUAUGGAUCUACGGGCCUUUCAAGACCAUCCAGUCCUCAACCCAGUACUACCAGGCAACCAGUAAGAUCCCAGUGCAGCUGAAAGUGAUUCCAGCAGGACAAAUAGCUCCUCAGGGACAAAGAUUGUCUCUCGUGGCAGUUACCGGGACCAAGACGGUGCUGGUGGCAGCUUAUCAGGAGCACCGCACAGAGAGAAAGGAGGUUCGUGUCAUUGCCGUGGUGCUGAGGAGCGAGAAGGUUGCCUAUCGCUGCAUCCUCCGUUGUCAGGAGAAACAACACAUCUCCUCUGGUGUCAUCAACAUCCACAGUGAUCACUUUAACUUUGCGUACGGGACAGCGGACAUCAUGUGUCCUCUUCCCUCAGGCUGUGAGACCCCAUCUCAUAUCGCUGUGACCUCUGAUGCAGCUUUCUCUGAAGAUAAACACACCAACCACACGUUUUUAGAGGUGAAGAACCGGAAGGCGCAGAGUGACUCCUUUCCUUACGACUUCACUGUCUGCAUCUCCACCAUGUUUGAUUUCACCAAUGUGCUUCAGCUGGUCCAGAGUUUGGAAAUGCUGAAGUUACUCGGGGUGAACCGAGUGGUCGUCUAUAAGACCAGCAGCAGCCCUGAAACGCAGAGCAUACUGGACUACUACACAAACAAAGGUUUUGUAGAGGUGAUUCCUUGGUCUCUGUCCAAAUUUGUGAAUGUAUCUCGAGGCUGGCUGCCCGAACACGGUCCAGGUGACAUCCACUACCUCGGCCAGAUUCCUGCUCUCAAUGACUGUGUUUACAGAUACAUGUACCAAUCCAGAUACGUGGCCCUGCAUGAUAUGGAUGAGCUGAUACUGCCCCAGUCAGUCAACAGUUGGUCGGAGCUGUUGCCUCUGCUGGAAAAACAAUAUGGCGCUGACCGGUGUUACAUGUUUGAGAAUAACGUGUUCCCCAUCACCGUCACGCAGCGUCCACCCAACUCCCAACCCCUGCCUCCGCAGGGUUGCUGCCCCGGCUGGCACAAUGUGUCCGGGGUCAACAUCCUGGCUCACCUGUACCACGAACCCAUCAUCUCAGAGACCCAUUCCAGCAACUUCAAGAUCAUCGUCAACCCCCGGGCUGUGUUCGUCGCGACCGUCCACGGACUGCAGAGCUCACAGAACGGCUGCUCCUGGGUUGACAGGAAUAUAGCACGGAUGUACCACACAAGAGCUCCGAGGCAAACCAAGCUGACACCAGACCAGCUGAUUUAUGAUGGCCAACUGCUGAGCUACAGCGCCCGCCUCAUACCAAAUGUCAAUACGGUGUUCAAAGAGAGUUUUAAGAAACAAUAAAUACUCUGCUUUGAAAACUGCUUUGCACCUUCAGCAGAGUGAAGCUCAGAAAGCUUUAGUCUUCUUGACACAAGGAAAAGGAAUCAUUCCACAGGGUUUUAGACCUUAAGACCUAAAGAGUUCAAUUUUGGGAUAUAUGUAGGGCUUAAUGCCCGACGAUGAACAUCGGUGGAGGCAACCGGUUCACACCUUGCCGUCGUCCGUUAAUACCUGACAAUUGACACCUCGAAGGGCAUUAACCCCCUUAUACCACGGUCACUUGCCAAAUAUAUAUUAUUUUUAAACAUUACUUCAUAUUUUAAUACGUUUUACAAUCAAAUUCUAAAGUUUUUCCAAACAAUAACUCAGUUUCCCUGGUUCCACCUGAGGGUUUGACUAAUACCUGGAACAAUCAUUCCCAUCCCAUAAGGUUCUUAUGCAAUGCAAGCGCUCCAGGGAAUAGAACGGACCUUAGAUACGACUUGCCUCCCUUAGCACCGGGCGAUAUUUCUAGUCCGUUCAGCUCAUAGAACCCUUCAGCUCAGCUACGAGCCAGAAAAAUAACGCUAUGCUAGCAAGAUCCAUAGUCAAAAACAGAGAGGGGGCAGUGUAACUUAUUUCCUGCAGAACGGUAAACAGUCAGUUUCACCAGAACUCCUUUAGUAGGUGUCCUAUAACACUUUUUUAUGGACGCCCUGAAGCCAAUCAGAAUCGAGUAUUCACCCAGACCAUAAUCAGCAAUAUCAGGCUGAUAUACUUCAAACUGAAAGUGAGCGAGGUUUCAAAUCCUUGUUCAAGAACACUGAAGGAUUGAAAGGAUUAUUUUAGAAAUGUUUCAUGUGAAAAACUGCAUUGCUGUGAAUUUUUCUGCAUCAGGUUAUGGUGCAAACGUUUUUCAUUAUGUUAAGGAAAAUAUUAUGCUCCUUUGAUGUUCAAAACUUUCUGCAGAUUCAAAACGUCAAACACAUUUCGCGAUGUUUUUUAAACAGUUAAUAUUUUUCAUUCAUCAUUAUGAUAAGAUAUGUGGUGGGGGGGGUUCACUGGCCAGUUCUGAUAAUUGGGGGGGUUGUAACCCCCUCGUAAAUGCCUAUGGCCGGAUUACAUCAUAGUCAAAGUCUGUGUUCAAAGUACGCUUCGGUACGGACGGGUCCAACAAACCCAGGAGACAGCUGUGAAACCAAAAGUCAACAUUGACUUAUUUUAACUUAUGCACGUAACUUAAGUUACGCAACAAACAUACAUAUUUUAACAACAGCCCAACGAUAUAUCUGCGGGCCGAUAUUAUCGACCGAUAUUAGGCAUUUUCCAAACUAUUGGUAUCGGCAGUUAUAAUGGCCGAUAAACGAAUAUUUAAAAAAUAAA